Anthonomus grandis grandis is the source of this 1331-nucleotide messenger RNA. It is a transcript of the gene Elp4, whose product is annotated as elongator complex protein 4. The coding region runs from base 119 to 1210 and encodes 363 amino acids. Gene Ontology annotation, biological process: tRNA wobble uridine modification. NCBI's taxonomy places the organism in Eukaryota, Metazoa, Arthropoda, Insecta, Coleoptera, Curculionidae. Gene Ontology annotation, cellular component: transcription elongation factor complex; elongator holoenzyme complex; cytoplasm. The transcript has 8 exons. The record is from RefSeq and is a predicted model, not a curated record.
UAAAAAAAUGACAUCUUUUGUUAAAUCUUCCUCUUGUUCCUGUUGAUUCCCGUUAAAAUUUUUUAUAAAAGAAAAACGGUUUUUUUGUCGGAACGUAGUGAUAAUAAUUAGAGUAAGAAUGGAAAAGAAAAAAGAUAAUUUAAUUCCAGGAACAGUGUUAAGCACCAGCAAUGGCCAGUUAAUGGUAUCUUCCGGGGUAGCCUCUUUAGAUCAUCUUUUAGGUGGUCUACCGGUGGGAACAGUGGCUUUAGUGGAGGAGGAUUUAAGGGGGCUUCAUUCAAAAGUAAUAUUGAAAUAUUUCCUGGCUGAAGGAUUGGUCUCGAAACAUUCCUUAUUUGUUGCUAGUCAAGAUGUUAAUCCUACAUAUAUAGUUAGAAACUUACCAGCUGUGAUUGAAAGUGAUCCUGAGAAGAAUGAUGAGGUAGCACAGCAAAUCAAUAGCUGUGAUAAAUUAAAAAUUGCAUUUCGAUAUCAAAAUGUAUCAAAAUCACCGGAAAGUCAAAAAAUGAGCCAUUUUGGCCACCAUUUUGACUUGUCAAAAAGCAUAUCUCUUAGUGAUAUUGAAAAUUCAGAUAUAUUUUAUUGGACAGGACAAAGAAUAGAAGGUGGCUUUAAUACCUUUCUAAAUCCUGCAUACAAUGAUCUACUUAAGUCAAUUAGAAAUAAAAUUAAAGAUGGACAUUUCUUUCUUAAAGAUAAUCCAGAGAAAAAAACAAUACUUCGAAUAGGAAUUCAUUCUCUAGGUUCACCUAUGUGGCUAUCUCCAAAGAAAUCAAUAUAUUCCUUAGAAAGGCAUAGUCAAGAUUUACAUAUGUUUAUAUUUUGUCUUCGGGCAUUAGUACGAUCUGCUCAUGCCGUUGCUAUGAUAACUAUACCGUCUUAUUUGUAUGAUGAGGAUUCAGUCAAUAGAUGCAUUCACUCGAGCGAUAUCGCAAUAAAACUGCAGUCUUUUAGCGGAACAGAAUUAGAGAAAAACCAAAGUCUCCAAGAUUAUCAAGGAUUUUUUUAUUUAACAAAACUUGCAGCAAUAAAUUCAUUAACGUCUAAACAUAUCGGCGCGGAGGAUUACGCUUUUAAAUUGAGAAAGAAGAAGUUCAGCAUUGAAAUGCUACAUUUGCCACCUGAUAUUGGAGAUGAUACAGAAAAGCGAAAAGAUAAAGGGAUCACUUUAGGUUGUGGUGGGGAUAAAAUGCAUCUGUUAGACUUUUAGUGAUAAUUGUACCUCAAAUAUUUUUUUAAUUAUUUAUUGAAUAGUUUAUAUUUUCGAUAUUUGACUAAUAAUGAAUGUUUUAUAUCAGUAUUAAAAACAUAAUUCUUUGACUAAUGGUGAA